Messenger RNA from Hyposmocoma kahamanoa, 2324 nucleotides. RefSeq names its product parkin coregulated gene protein homolog. The transcript is spliced from 4 exons. Bases 220 to 990 code for a protein of 256 amino acids. NCBI's taxonomy places the organism in Eukaryota, Metazoa, Arthropoda, Insecta, Lepidoptera, Cosmopterigidae. Gene Ontology annotation, molecular function: Hsp70 protein binding; Hsp90 protein binding. The record is from RefSeq and is a predicted model, not a curated record.
AAAAUAAACAAUCAGAACCGGGCCUGCCCGAGAACAAAUUUACUUUCUUAUUUUAUUACUCGUGUAAACAUUUUAGAUAGAUAUUAUUGGAUUAUUUACUCGCAACUGUGCCCGUAUAGUGUAUAUCAAUGUUUUUUUUCUUUUCCAAUUUGAGACUUAGUACUUGUCGAAAAGUAUCAAUUUAAUUUUUCUUCGGAAAAUAUCGUGAUUGAUAAAAAAAUGUUGCUUCCGCCGUGUCUGCCGCAGCAAUGUGGGAAGGACUUCAGGAAUUCAUUAAAACAACCUAGUCCAAAUUAUCCGUAUGGGUACAAGACUAAGAAGCCGCGUAUUGUGCCAGCGUUCACCAUUCAGUCGAUGCAGAAGAACACAAUAGUACAACCGCCGCCAAAAUGUAAUAUUUACGAGCCUCAGCCAGCCCGACCGACUAUGUUCAGAAAAUCCUACAAACGAGGGGAGUUCCCAGUUACAAUUGAAUUCACGCUUUCUGGUAAACGGCUUUCGUGGAAGGUGCCAAUAGAAAAACUGGACUUCCAUCACUACUUGCCCAUGUUCUUUGAUGGUCUCGCUGAAGGAAAUUAUCCCUACAGUUUUAUUGUCGAAGAAGGAAUCAAUGAUCUGGUCAAGAAAGGUUCUUACAAAGUUCUGGCGUGCGUGCCUCAGAUUGUGAUUCCAAUUAAACGUGCCCUAGAGACAAAGCGACCCGCAGUAAUUUGUCACGCUCUAAAGUGCAUUCAAAUGAUUGUAACUGGUUGCGACAAAGUGGGAGAAGCCCUGGUCCCAUACUACAGACAGAUACUGCCUACACUCAACCUCUUCAAGGACAGGAAUCGUAACAUCGGUGCUGGUAUUGAUCAUACCUCAAGUCGCGGGGAGAACGUUGCGGAUCUGAUAGAAGACACCCUUCAGAUACUCGAACGCUACGGUGGACCUGAUGCCUUCAUCAAUAUCAAGUAUAUGAUACCUACAUACGAAUCUUGUGUCCUUAAUUAAGAGAUUAUUAUGUUUCUUUUUGGGUUAGACAGAAAUGUAGCUAAGAAAUUAUUGUACAGGUCAAUUUACACACUUCACACAUAUACAAUAACUUGCACUGUAUACUUAAUAUAUUAAAACCAGAUAGAACUGAUAUAGGGCACUAUAAAUUAUUGUCUGGUAUGAUAAUGUAACAAGCGACUCUAAACAAUACUCGUUUGCUGUAAUAUUUUUUUAAAUUAUCUUUAUAUUUAUUUUCUAUAUGUUUGGUACAUUUUAUUAAGGCGAUUUUAAAGAUAAUUACGUAAUUAUAAUAAUUCAAGUUAUUGAUUACACGAGUCAUAUGAGUUAUUUACAAAUUGUUUAAAACAGGUAAGUUAACACAUUUACUUUUAUUAGGAUAUUGAACAUCAAGGAUGGUAAGUACGUAAUGGUUUGAGUUGUACGCAGAGAUGGGCAGUGAGUUAAAAUCCAAUCAACCCGCCCCGGUUUUAACCGGGUUUUAAUCCAUUUCGGCCCAAAAUCGUGAGCGGAAGCAGCGAAUACGAAAUUUUUCUUAUAAUUUCGUACUUCUUACAAAUUUUCUAGACGAUAAAAAGGCAAAUCCAUACAAUACCCACCUUGCAAACCUGUAGGUUCUCACUACUAAGGAUGCACUUUACGAUUUUUAUGAAAAUCGAUUCAAGUCGAUUUGAACGCACUAACAAUUUUUUGUAUCGAUUUAUUUCAAUGCGAUUAUUGAGCGAAUCGAUUGAAUAGAUAGGCGAAUCGUAUCGUCUAAAUCGGAAAGCAAUCAACAUAUUGUAGUAAUAUCAUUAAAUUUGAAUAAAACGCGAUUUACAACAAAUAUUUAGUUGUAAAUAGUUUGUCUUCGAUUUCGGGCAUUAAUGGGUUUUAACCCGAUGUAAACCAAGCGCUAACAAUUGCUCACCUCUGGUUGUACACACGCCAGCGCAUCAAGCUACACAUUGACGUAUCUUGUUCCGUAGCACUGGAGGCGAUUUUCGAAAAAAAAUGUGGAGUCUGAUGUGUACCGUACAUUGUAAUGUCAGAUAGGACAAACGCGUGAAUUAAAUGUAGCGAAGUUUAAACGAAACAUUUUGUAGCCGUGACUGUUCUGCGUGGCUUAAAGAUAGAGAGUCGCCUAACCGCUAUUAAAUUUAAAUGCUACAGGAUCUUUGGCACUGAACAAUGUUUUCAAUUUAAAUCUAUUUACUUUGUUGUCUGCGUAAUCGAAUCUCGGAGAAUGUUCCGUAGUACUUAUUGGUGCUUAAUGUACUUGCAAAUAGUCACGAGUGUUAUAAAUUGUAAUGGUGUCAGGAUAUUGCCUUGUGUGACGCCUUUCGUAGAAUAUA